GCGGCUUCAGCACCACGGACAGCGCCCCGCCCGCGGCCCUCCAGCCCGAGGCGCGCUCGAGUGAUUUGGGUGAGACAGCGAGCUAUGCCCGAAGAAUGGCCCGGCGCUCCGGCCCCAUGGCACUGCUUCUCAGUUUCGGCCUCCUCGGACUGUGCCCAGGGGCCUGGGGUACAGAUACAGAGGAGAGACUGGUGGAGCAUCUGUUGGAUCCUUCUCGUUACAACAAGCUCAUCCGCCCAGCCACUAAUGGCUCUGAGCUGGUGACGGUACAGCUCAUGGUGUCACUGGCCCAGCUCAUCAGUGUGCAUGAGCGGGAGCAGAUCAUGACCACCAAUGUCUGGCUGACUCAGGAGUGGGAGGAUUACCGCCUUACCUGGAAGCCUGAAGAGUUUGACAACAUGAAGAAAGUUCGGCUCCCAUCUAAGCACAUCUGGCUCCCAGAUGUGGUCCUGUACAACAAUGCUGACGGCAUGUACGAGGUGUCCUUCUAUUCCAAUGCUGUGGUCUCCUAUGACGGUAGCAUUUUCUGGCUUCCGCCGGCAAUCUACAAGAGUGCAUGCAAGAUCGAAGUCAAGCACUUCCCAUUUGACCAGCAAAACUGCACCAUGAAGUUUCGCUCAUGGACCUACGACCGCACUGAGAUCGACUUGGUUCUCAAGAGUGACGUAGCCAGCCUGGAUGACUUUACACCCAGUGGUGAGUGGGACAUCGUGGCACUGCCAGGCAGGCGCAAUGAGAACCCUGACGACUCUACCUAUGUGGACAUCACUUAUGAUUUCAUCAUCCGCCGCAAGCCACUCUUCUACACCAUCAACCUCAUCAUCCCCUGCGUGCUCAUCACCUCACUGGCCAUCCUUGUUUUCUAUCUGCCAUCGGACUGCGGCGAGAAGAUGACUCUGUGCAUCUCAGUGUUGCUGGCGCUCACUGUCUUCCUGUUGCUCAUCUCCAAGAUCGUGCCGCCCACUUCCCUGGACGUGCCCCUCGUUGGCAAGUACCUCAUGUUCACCAUGGUACUCGUCACCUUCUCCAUCGUCACCAGCGUGUGCGUGCUCAAUGUGCACCAUCGCUCCCCCACCACGCAUACCAUGGCGCCCUGGGUCAAGGUUGUCUUCCUGGAGAAGCUGCCGGCACUGCUCUUUAUGCAGCAGCCGCGCCACCAUUGCGCCCGUCAGCGCCUGCGCCUACGGCGGCGCCAGCGUGAGCGCGAGGGCGCAGGCGCCUCAGUCUUCUUCCGCGAAGCCCCGGGGGCUGGCUCUUGCACUUGCUUCGUCAACCAAGCGUCUGUCCAGGGCUUGGCCGGUGCCUUAGGGACUGAGCCUGCUCUGGUAGCUGGCUCAGGGGCAUCAUGUGGCUGCGGCCUCCGAGAGGCGGUCGAUGGAGUGCGCUUCAUUGCGGACCACAUGCGCAGCGAGGACGAAGACCAGAGCGUGAGCGAGGACUGGAAGUACGUUGCCAUGGUGAUUGAUCGCCUGUUCCUCUGGAUCUUUGUCUUCGUCUGUGUCUUUGGCACCAUCGGCAUGUUCCUGCAGCCUCUCUUCCAAAACUAUACCACCACCACCUUCCUCCACUCAGCUCCCAGCUCCAAGUGAGGUCCCCGCCUGCUCCCCGCUCCUUCACCCCUUUGCCCUCUGGAACAGAAGUGUCGGGUGAAGGAGAGAUGCAUAAACUACCAGGAAGAGGGG
Messenger RNA from Chrysochloris asiatica (Cape golden mole), 1682 nucleotides. It is a transcript of the gene CHRNB2, whose product is annotated as cholinergic receptor, nicotinic, beta 2 (neuronal). Gene Ontology annotation, biological process: regulation of membrane potential; monoatomic ion transmembrane transport; chemical synaptic transmission. Gene Ontology annotation, cellular component: neuron projection; synapse; postsynaptic membrane. The transcript has 6 exons. Bases 96 to 1589 code for a protein of 497 amino acids. Gene Ontology annotation, molecular function: transmembrane signaling receptor activity; acetylcholine-gated monoatomic cation-selective channel activity. The record is from RefSeq and is a predicted model, not a curated record. Lineage: Eukaryota; Metazoa; Chordata; Mammalia; Afrosoricida; Chrysochloridae.